UUCUGCGGCUAGGCAUUUUUGACUGUCUUUUCCCCCCUGACUCCGCUUGCAGGUGAUGGCCAUACUGCCUCGGAGGAAGAACUGGCGCUCCAUGGGCAAGGGCCUGGCGCUGGCCAUACUCCUGACCAGCUUCAUGCUGCUGCUCUACUCCUACGCCAUCUCGCCCUUGCAAGUCAGCAUAACCAAGACCCCCAUCCCCUCUGCUUGCUCCUCCUUCCGUGCCCCAGCCCGCCUGCUGUCCUCAUCCAGCGCGAGCCACAGCAUGCCGGGCCACAGGUGCCUCCCCAAGCAGGACAUCAUGUUCAUGAAGACUCACAAGACGGGCAGCAGCACAAUCCUCAACAUCUUCUUACGCUUUGGGGAGAAGCACCGUCUUAAGUUUGCCUUUCCCAAUGGCCGCAACAACUUCUACUACCCAUCCUUCUUUGAGCGCAGCCAGGUGCGGGACUACCACCCGGGCAUGUGCUUCAACAUCAUCUGCAACCACAUGCGCUUCCAGUAUGAGGAGGUGCGCAACCUGCUGCCAGCUGGCGCCACCUUUGUUACUGUGAUGCGGGACCCAGCAUACCUCUUUGAGUCCUCCUUCCACUACUUCAGGCGCCUCAUUCCCUUCACCUGGAAGCUCUCUGGGGAGGACAAGCUGGCUGAGUUCCUGCGGGACCCCUGGCGCUACUACAACCCCAAGGGCUUCAACGCUCACUACCUGCAGAACCUCCUCUUCUUUGACUUGGGGUACGAUAACACCCUGAACCCUAACAGCCCUUGGGUGGAGCAGUCCAUCCAAGAGAUCAACAGACGCUUCAACUUGAUCAUGCUGCUGGAGUACUUUGACGAGUCCCUGGUGCUUCUUAAGGACUUGCUUUGCUGGGAUCUGGAGGAUGUCCUCUACUUCAAACUCAAUGCCCGGAAGGACUCCACGGUAUCACGUUUGACGGACGAGCUCUACCAGAAGGCCACCGCCUGGAACCUCAUCGACGCCAAGCUCUACCGGCACUUUAACGCCACAUUCUGGAGCAAGGUGGAUGCCUACGGAAGGGAACGCAUGGCCAAGGAUGUGGCCCGCCUGCAGGAGGAGAACAAGAAGAUGACCCGCAUCUGCAUUGACGGGGGCCGCCCCGUGGACGCCAACGCCAUCCAGGAGUCCGCCAUGCAGCCCUGGCAGCCCCUGGGUGAGAAGUCCAUCCUGGGCUACAACCUCAAGAAGCACAUCCACAAGAAGCACCGCAAGCUGUGCCGCAAGAUGCUGACCCCCGAGAUCCAGUACCUGACGGACUUAGGAGUUAACCUGUGGAUCCCGAAGCUCUGGAGGCGAGUGCAGAAGUUCCUCAAGUGGUAGGUGUGGGUGGCAGCCCCUCUCCCUUACCCACCACGAGAACUGCCUGGUGCUUAUCCUUCCCA
Molecule: messenger RNA, 1398 nt
Organism: Anolis sagrei ordinatus
Lineage: Eukaryota; Metazoa; Chordata; Lepidosauria; Squamata; Anolidae
Source: RefSeq, a predicted model, not a curated record